AAUGGAGGUUACAGACUCAUCCUGUGGUAAAAAGAACAGCAAGGGUGGAGAUGACACAAAGAAGGGAUCACCAGACAGAUUAGCUGGGGGACGAAGGAAGUUACUCUCUCCAAUGAGAAGAUUUGCAUCAUCAGGCCAUGCUGGAGCAUUCCGACUAGUGUCUCCAAUAGACAGUGAUCAGGAACUGAAUGACCUGGAGGUGGCCUCAGUGCUGGCAGAAGGGAAUAAGGAAAGUUCAGAUUGUGUCUCCCCUACAAAAUCAAAACGUCAUGAAACACCAUUUCGUCCAACAACAGUGAUGACAAAUCUUCAACGAGGCAAUGUUCAGACCACUACGCCUUUAAUACUGAAGAAUUUGACAAUCCAUCAGCUUGCUGCCCAGGGUGAAUUGGUCCUACUUCAACAAGAAAUCUCUGAAGGAACAGAUAUCAACAAGCCUGAUGCCGCUGGCAUGACAGCCUUACUGUGGGCCAGCGCCAAUGGUCAACAGGCCACUACAGAGUUCUUGGUGGAUAAAAAUGCUGACAUCAAUGUGUGUGGGAAACAUGGUGAAAAUGCACUCUUGUUGGCAUGUUCAGGAGGAUACACUGACAUUGUCUACUACCUCCUCAGUCUAGGCCUCGAUGUCAACUACAGUGAUGAGUCUGGUAGCACUGGACUGAUGUAUGCCUGCUACAGGAAUCAUACAGGUUGUAUACAGGCCCUCCUGGAGUAUGGAGCUGAUAUUACACAUACAAAUGAAGACCAGCUCACUGCCAUGGAUCUAGCAGUGGGUCAAGGUCAUAAAGCAGCCCAGCAAACCAUUGAACAACAUAUCCUGUCUUUGUUUGGGAGCUCAGCCCAUUAUAUACCAGAAAAACUAUGAUCAUUGAUAGACUGGUUGGAUGAGUGAAUACUCUGGUUCCAAAAAUAAAUCUAUGUGAAGUUUCCCAAUCCAUAGGGAAUCCAGAUGGAGGAUGCUAAACCUCUCCAGGUUAACAGGUAAAGGCAUUCCAACAAAGGAUAUCGAUACCUCAACAGGUUAACCAGUUAAGGGGUCACAAUUAAGGAAGCCAAGCCUCAUUAAGGUUUAUGGGUUAGGAAAUCCCAAUGAA
Ylistrum balloti is the source of this 1094-nucleotide messenger RNA. RefSeq names its product ankyrin repeat family A protein 2-like. The record is from RefSeq and is a predicted model, not a curated record. The coding region runs from base 2 to 865 and encodes 287 amino acids. The transcript has 7 exons. NCBI's taxonomy places the organism in Eukaryota, Metazoa, Mollusca, Bivalvia, Pectinida, Pectinidae. Gene Ontology annotation, molecular function: protein binding.